Molecule: messenger RNA, 1341 nt
Organism: Arthroderma uncinatum
Lineage: Eukaryota; Fungi; Ascomycota; Eurotiomycetes; Onygenales; Arthrodermataceae
Exons: 6
Coding region: 1-1341 (446 amino acids)
Source: RefSeq, a predicted model, not a curated record
AUGGACAACGUGCGAGAAUUGAAACCUCGAAAGCUGUGGUCGGAAAAGGAGGAUAACGUGUUGCGCGGUGAAGUUGCCAGGCAAGCGGAGCAAGGAAAGGCGAAGGACUGGCGAACAAUCGCUGAGAAACUUCCUGGUCGAAGCAACAAAGACUGCAGAAAACGUUGGAUUAAGUUGGACGGUCCUGUCAAAAAAGGCCCAUGGAGCCAGGAAGAAGACCAGCGUCUUCAUAAAGCAGUUUUGCUUCAUUCAAACGUCUGGACGGAAGUUGCGCAGGUUGUGGGUACACGGCAUGCUGAUCAAUGUGCUAAACGUUGGUUGCAUUUUCUCAACCCAAGCUUGAACCAUAGUGAAUGGAGUGAACAAGAGGAUGAGCGUCUCUUGGCCGCGGUCGAGAGAAGCGGACGGAAUUGGAGAAGGAUCGUGGAUGAGAUACUUCAUGGACGAUCAGCCACAGAUGCCAAAAAUAGACACGCAAUCCUCCAGAGAAACAGGAAGAACAGCGCCGCUUCAGGCUCAGAUCGUCCAAGGCCAUCCUUUUCUAGGCGUCGAAGAAACGGCAGCACUCUGGAGGCUGCAGAGAAGAAUGACGCAAAUAACUGGUGGCCAACCGACUCGGUGGACCUGAUGAGGGAUAUCUUCUAUUAUAAUGUUGCCACAGAUUCAGGGGGACCCGAACUGCAUCCAGGUAGUAACUUUGAUGCACUCCUUAUGGAGCAAUCAGACCACCUGCUAGGCUCCCCACUCACCACGGCUUCAGCGCAUGAGCAUCCGCAAGAUUAUACGGGGACAGCGCCGUCAUCCGGGUGGCAGAUCAUGCCGAGUAACCAUUCCUACCAAGAAAGAUUGAAUGGCCAUGGGUUUGAGCUGCCCACAGGUUGUAUUCCAAGCUCAUUUGAAAAUGGUGGAGAUAACUGUGGGGGAAUCACAGAUACCUUCUUUGAAGCGUUGACAACUAUGACAGAUGUUGAAGGGGUGGUUGGUUUACACACGCCUUCAGCCUCUUCAAAUUCCGCAGACUGCCUUCCGAUCAUUCAGGGAGCGAGCGACACAACAUUUCUUCCUAGAGAAGAGCAUGUGGAUGAAGAUGAUGGAGAAGAGGAGGAGGACGAGGGUGUAGAGGAGGUCGCCGUUGAGAAAAGUGAAGAGUUGGUCAUCAAUAACGAUUAUAACGAUCCAACAAUGCCUUCUAUAGAAGAAAUCCUGGGAACGGUUUCGAGAGGAAAUCGAAAAAGCACGAUGAUCUUGCAGCAUAUGCAGCCAGAUCAAGUUGGGCAAGUUUUGGAGCUGCUCUUCUCCUCCGGCUCGACCGUGGAUGUCAAAAUCGUCGGCGAAGACUAG